Naumovozyma dairenensis CBS 421 is the source of this 3198-nucleotide messenger RNA. RefSeq names its product Ran GTPase-binding protein LOS1 (gene LOS1). Gene Ontology annotation, cellular component: nuclear pore; nuclear matrix; cytoplasm. Gene Ontology annotation, biological process: tRNA re-export from nucleus. Bases 1 to 3198 code for a protein of 1065 amino acids. The record is from RefSeq and is a predicted model, not a curated record. The transcript has a single exon. NCBI's taxonomy places the organism in Eukaryota, Fungi, Ascomycota, Saccharomycetes, Saccharomycetales, Saccharomycetaceae. Gene Ontology annotation, molecular function: tRNA binding; small GTPase binding.
AUGUUACAAAGAAUCAGAGAAGUCAUCACUAUUGCGAAUAGCCCAACCUCUGACCCUGCAAGUAAGAAACAAGCGUUAGACUUUUUAACAGAAGCUAGAUCCGAUCCAAACGCCGCCCAGCUUUUCUCGUCCCUAUUGACAGAUCUCCAAUCAGAUGAUCUUGCAAGAUUCGUUGCUUUACAAGUUUUAUGUGACAUAGUUAAAGAUUCUUCUAAUAAUAACUCUCAACAAUCAUUAAUUUUCAUUAAAGAUGUCGUCUCUGAACUUUUACAAACAAAAAUUACGAAUAAUAUUCGAGAUCCAGAGUACGUAAGAAAUAAAAUUUCAGAAUUAAUUACCGGCCUCUUUUAUAACAUGUAUGGAGAUUGUAACUCUAACCAUUGGUCAUCAUUUUUCCAAGAUUUAAUCACCCUUUCAAAGAUUGACUCAUUAACAAAAUCUCCGAUAGAUGAAUUUUCAAAAUUAGGUUUAGAUUAUUUCCUGAGGAUAUGUGGGUUUAUUAAUUCGGAAAUCGCAGAUCAAACUUUUAUAAGGUCCAAAGAAUUACAAAUUAAAAAUAAUAACUUAAAAGAUACCAUGAGAAUAAGAGACAUUCAAACACUAGUUACCAUCUGGUUAAAUACAUUAAAAGCAUCCAUACCGCAACAACUGCAACAACAAUCUAACGCAACUGGUAUUGUAGUUCUGACUUUGUCCGUUAUUGGUUCUUACAUAUCUUGGAUUGAUCUUUCCUUAAUUGUUAACCCAGAGUAUAUCUCCGUCAUUUACAGUUACCUAGACUUCCCAGGAACAAGAAUUGCAUGCGCUCAAGCCCUCUGUGAAAUUAUUGCUAAAAAGAUGAAGCCUAUGGAAAAGUUAAAUCUACUAUCAAUGUUGAACCUUACAGAUAAAGUUACAUCUUUAGAACACGACGAUAUAGAAGUUUACGAACAACUGGCAAAAUUAUCCGCAUCCGUUGGUCUGGAACUUUCAAUUAUUCUAGAACAAUGUAAUGAAGGUGAUUCAACACCUGAAAUACAACAGGUAGCAAACUCAGCUGAUCAACAAAUCUUAACACAAGUAGCGCCAUUAGUUUUCAAAUUCAUGUCUCAUGAAUAUGACUCAGUUACUCAACAAUGUUUCCCAUUUAUAUCACAAUACCUUUCCAUUUUGAAAAAAAUAUUUGCAUUAGGUGGUAAACCAGGUUGUGCCAUCGCGUUAAUGUCUAAGAAACAACCACUAGAUCCUCAACAUCAAGAAUUUAUCAUAUCCUUAUUGAAUAUUAUCUUUAAAAAAAUGAAAAUUGAUGAAUCAUCCGAUGAAGAUUCAGAAGAUGAAAUUGAAGAAUUUACUGAAACAAUUAGAUCCAAAUUGAAAAUUUUCCAAGAUAGUAUUGCCAUAAUUAAUCCUGCCAUCUAUUUAGAGAAUAUUUCUAAUCAUAUUCAAUUAUGUCUAGCGGAAACAGAUUGGAGAUAUUUAGAAUUAGGUAUUUAUCAAAUGACAAACUUAAGUGAAAGUAUUAAAAAUAAUCUUUUCGGUAUUACUAAAAACGAAAUCGCCUCAUCACAACCAACCAUGGUUAUGUUUAAAUUCAUGGAUAUAUUACUACGAAAUUCUGCAGUUUUCCAAAUCGAUAAUCAAUAUGUGCAAAUUUUAUUCUUCGAGUUGGUGGUAAGACAUCAUUCAUACUUAUCUGGUGAAAAGGAUGAUAUAGUUCUAUUAAAUAUAUUCUGUAGUAAUUUUGGAAUGUUUAAUAAAAGAGAAAAAGUAAGAUUAAGAACGUGGUAUCUAUUUACCAGGUUAUUGAAAACCACCAAACCAAAAUUCUCUGUAUCAGUAUUAUCCGAAAUAAUUGCCAAACUCGUACCCCUAUUACAAAUCAAAGUUAUUAACCUAAAUCAAGAUGGUACUGAAAGUGAUACUACUUUUGAUAAUCAAUUAUAUCUUUUCGAAGGGGUAGGUUUGUUAAUUGGAGGUAAUUCAGACUCCACAUAUAAUAUUUUGGAUGAAAUCUUAACUCCAUUAUUUACAGAAUUAGAAAAAUGUAUAUCUGCUCAAUCACAGGAUCGCGCUAUUAUAUUACAAUGUCAUCAUAUAUUAAUGGCUAUAGGCACUCUUGCAAGAGGUAUACAUGGUGGUUUGGUCCCGGAAAAUCAAGUUAAUAAUGCUUUAGUAUCCAAAAAAUUGAUAGACAGAUCCUUGAUUGAAAAAUUCUCCAAUAUAGCAGAGGUGGUGCUUGUAACUUUUUCAUACUUUAAUAAAUAUGAAAACGUGAGAGAUGCAUCAAGAUUUACUUUCUCAAGAUUAAUUCCAAUUUUAAAUAAUGAAAUGGUCCCAUUUGCAAAUAAGUUGAUAGCGUUGUUUCUUGAAUCAGAUUUGAAAAUGUUGGAAAUGAAUGACUUCCUAGGUUUCUUAGGCCAAAUGAUUCACAUGUUCCGCAAGGAUGAAGGUUGUUAUCAAUUAUUUAACGAGCUGCUUACACCAGUAAUUGCAAAGUACCAUGCUGUUCUAGAAGGAAUAGAAGAUGAAAAUACAAAAGGACCGCAAAGUUGGUAUCCUGAUAGCAGUAAUGUCAAAGAUACAAGUACCAAUGGUAAAAAUAUCGUCUUAACAGAUACAUUUAGAGACAAAGUCAUAAUGAGCAAGGCAUAUUUCGCUUUCCUUCAAACACUAAUAACAAAUUCUGUGACAUCGCUGUUAUUGACAGAAAAAACAAGACAAAUCCUACCCUCUCUCUUGACAGAAUUAUUAACUUACACCCCGGAAGAAGUUCAAGAAACGUCAGCCAUGAAAUUAGCAUUGAACGUCCUUAACAAUUUCAUUAAGUAUUUUGGUUCUGGCAAAUGUACAGAUCCAAAUGAUACCCACGCAGUUGGCUUAGAAAGGCUGGAUGGACUGAAUGAGUUUUUUAUCACUAAAAUAGUCCCAUUAGUCUUUGAAAUCCCAUUUAGACCAGAGUAUAAGUUUAAUGUUAAAGAAGGCGGCUAUAGAAUUGUUGCUACGGAUCUUUCACGUGCGUUGAAAGAAAUAUAUCUUCAAAGCGGAGGUGGGUCCGAUGUCAAUGCUAAUCCUUGUCUUAAAUAUAUGGUCGACUUGUAUUUGCCACAAAUUCAAUUUCCGCAACAAUUGAUCAUGGAAUUAGUAGAAGCUUUAAUAACAAGCGAUCAAAAAGGUUUUGAGAAAUACUACUUGACCUUAAUCGGUAAGUUAACUUCAUAG